This is a messenger RNA of Lontra canadensis (Northern American river otter), 902 nucleotides long. RefSeq names its product leukocyte specific transcript 1 (gene LST1). Bases 548 to 823 code for a protein of 91 amino acids. Gene Ontology annotation, biological process: cell morphogenesis; dendrite development; immune response. The transcript is spliced from 6 exons. The record is from RefSeq and is a predicted model, not a curated record. NCBI's taxonomy places the organism in Eukaryota, Metazoa, Chordata, Mammalia, Carnivora, Mustelidae. Gene Ontology annotation, cellular component: membrane.
ACUACCAGCCCCAUCCCCAACAUACAUCUCCCUGGGAGGGAGAGCCAGCAAGGCAUAUGUUCUUGGGCAGAGAUGGAGGCCUGAGUAUGUCUUGGGAAGAGAAGAGGAGACAGCUAGACAACUAGGAAGGAGCUUGGAGCUAUCAAGACACAACAGCAUCACGGGAACAAUGGAAAGAGGACCAACAAAGAGGCAGACAAGGCAUCCCCAUCAGGGACAGCCAAGCCGACUGAGCAGGAGGAGACAAGAGAGCCCCAGGCAUAGCUAGAGCAGGUGCUGACUACAUGUUUUGGAAUAAAUGAAGGAAGGACAAAUGAAGGAAUGAGGAAGCAAAACAAAGCAGGAACAAAUGGUAUGGUAGACAGUGCAGUGAGAGAAAAGACCAGGUCCAAGGAAGUUGGAGGUGGUCUCAGAUCAUGUCCCCUUCUUGAUGACAUCUCUGCAAUUAGAUGAGGAACUGGAGACACGUGACUUGGCCCAGGCCAUUUAGCCUUGCAGAGCAGUUCUAGGUUCCUGACCUCCAGGUUAGUCUUCAGUGCUCGACCUAAUGGAAGAAGUCCCCAUCGGUUCCCACCCGCCCUGGGACAGGAAGGUGGGAGAGAGAAAAGAGUGUCCAAAAAGAGAGACUGGGGCUUUGGCCAUGGGAACCACAGAGAUGUCAGCGAUGAGGAGGCUGGAGAGGAGCUGGGCCCAGCUCUCGGAGCAAGAGCUCCACUACGCAUCUCUGCUCCCCAUCCCCGGCAGUGAGAGGCCUGACCCAGGCCACAGGGAAGGCACCAAGGAAGACCCCAGCACCGAAUAUGCCUGCAUUGCCAAGAACUAAGCUACCAGAGCUUCCCCCAGAUGCCUCCCUGAACUCAGGCCGACCCUGCGGUCCACCCAGUAAACACUGUGUCUCGCCA